Messenger RNA from Drosophila rhopaloa, 1621 nucleotides. It is a transcript of the gene AstA-R1, whose product is annotated as allatostatin-A receptor. The record is from RefSeq and is a predicted model, not a curated record. Gene Ontology annotation, molecular function: G protein-coupled receptor activity. The coding region runs from base 334 to 1509 and encodes 391 amino acids. Gene Ontology annotation, biological process: G protein-coupled receptor signaling pathway. The transcript has 10 exons. Gene Ontology annotation, cellular component: membrane. NCBI's taxonomy places the organism in Eukaryota, Metazoa, Arthropoda, Insecta, Diptera, Drosophilidae.
AAAAACGAAUUAUUAAAACAGAUUUAAGGUGAAAGCGAAACCGUUUGAAAAACUUUUUUUUGUGCCAAAGUUUUCCCAAGUGUUUUUUCCGGUUUCUCCUUUAUUUUUUUUUUAAGUUUCACGCUGACCAGCGACUUUAAAGUGUCAAAUCAGGGCGAUAUAACUCACGGAUAUGCAAAUGCCGAGGUGGGCGUGGCCGUGGGCGUGCCGAAACAAAUAAUAGAAAGACAGCCAAUUAAAAAGCCCCUACAUAAUCGAACAAGAUAUUGGAGGCAUACAAAUAUAUAAAUAUAUAUUUAAUAUAUAUAUAAACGAAUAGAAAUAUCUGCCAAGAUGGCUGACCGUCGGUCGGUGGCUCUUCUGUUAGCCAUGUUAAUUAGCAGUUGGCCAAAAGCCUCCUUGGCAGCCACAGGAAAUGCUAGUAUUAUGACCGCCAGCAACAGCAGUGGCAACAAUUACGCAUUCACCUCGGAACACUCUGACCACAACGCCAACGACUCCAUGGAAUACGAUGCGGAGAGUGUGGCCCUCGAACGCAUCGUUUCCACGAUAGUUCCGGUCUUUUUCGGCAUUAUCGGCUUUGCCGGACUCCUGGGCAAUGGACUAGUCAUACUGGUGGUUGUGGCCAACCAGCAGAUGCGCUCGACCACCAACCUGCUGAUUAUCAACCUGGCCGUCUCCGACAUCCUGUUCGUCAUCUUCUGCGUCCCAUUCACGGCCACCGAUUACGUGCUGCCCGAGUGGCCGUUUGGCAAUGUGUGGUGCAAGUUUGUCCAGUACAUGAUUGUGGUUACGUGCCACUGCAGUGUUUACACGCUGGUCCUGAUGUCCUUUGAUCGCUUCCUGGCCGUCGUUCAUCCCGUGACGAGCAUGUCCUUGCGAACGGAGCGCAAUGCCACACUGGCCAUCAUGUGCGCCUGGAUAACGAUUGUGACGACUGCGAUUCCGGUGGCCCUUUCGCACUCGGUGCGAAUUUAUCAGUACCAAGGAAAUGCCGGCACCGCUUGCGUAUUUUCCACGGAGGAGGAGGUCUGGAGCCUUGUCGGUUUUCAGGUCUCAUUCUUUUUAUCAUCCUAUGUGGCUCCGUUGACGCUGAUUUGCUUCCUUUACAUGGGAAUGCUGGCCCGUCUGUGGAAAAGUGCUCCCGGCUGCAAACCUUCCGCCGAGUCACGGAAGGGAAAGCGACGCGUGACCCGAAUGGUUGUUGUUGUCGUAUUGGCUUUUGCGAUUUGCUGGCUACCCAUUCAUGUCAUCCUUGUGCUGAAGGCGCUGAAUCUUUACGGCGGCAGUCACUCAUCAGUCAUCAUCCAGAUUAUAUCUCAUGUGGUGGCCUACACAAAUUCCUGCAUCAAUCCCAUACUCUAUGCCUUCCUGUCCGACAACUUUCGCAAGGCAUUCCGCAAGGUCGUUUGGUGUGGCAGCCCACCGCCUUUGAUGACAAAUCAACAGGUGACCAAGACCACGCGAACUGCAACCGGCAACGGAACGUCCAAUAUUGAAAUGCUAUAAGCGAUUCUUGAGAAUGAAUGAAUGGGGAUCGUCACAUCAUUUUUGAAGGCGAUUUUCAAACUCAAAACGGAAAAUGUGAAUUUAAAGCUAACAAACAACACAAAAAACUAAA